GCGGAUGUGGCGAAUUUCAAACGUGAGACUAUUGUGGAAUGGUUGCUGGUGGGCGGCUUUUGGAACAGUGAUCAAGCAGGCACAUUUGUACAUUGUUAGUAAUCCUUCUCUAUCUCACCUUGAGUGACUGACAAGUGACAAACAAAGAGCCGCGGGACGGAGGCUGAAAGGCAAAAGGGGGGAACAGGCACAUUGGGAACUGAGUGAACCCAGAUGUACAGUAUGAAAAUAAAUUUGGAAAUCUACCAAAGUAAGAAAGAAGAGACAAGCUUUCUAGAUUUGUGAUCAUAAAUGGAUGACGAAGAUAUAAGUGAGCGGAAACUGAAAAUUGCCUCUAUCUUGGAUAGAGUAAAAAGUUUUAAGACCAAGUAUGGGACAGAUGAUAAUUGGACUGAUGAAUUAACCUUUUCAAAGUCUUCUGCUGACACUACAGAGCACUCUGGCAUUUUUACCCACUUGGUGACUGCAAAGACUCCAGAGGAAUGGCUAAAUAAUCUUCUAAAAUUAGAAAAUACAGGCCUGCCUCAGAUUGACCAAGUACUGCUCAAUAAACUCAUCGAUAAUUACAGUCAAGCUGUUGGAGCUCUGCCUGCAGAAAAACACAGUCACAACGAGAACUAUGCUAAAAUCCUGGUGCGAUUUGCCGAACUGAAAGCAAUCCAAGACCCAGAUGAAGCACGGGAUCAGUUCCAGCUUGCAAGACUGAACUGUAAAAAAUUUGCUUUUGUGCAUACAGCUUUUGCCCAGUUUGAGCGGUCAGAAGGCAAUUUUAAAAAGUGUAAGCAGCUUCUUCAAAGAGGUCUGGAAUGUGGCGCUGUUCCAUGUGAAAUGUUGAACUUGGCUUUGAGUAAUUUACAGUUAAAGAAGCCUGAGCUGAUAUCUGAUGAAGAAAAAGAGAAUUUAGCUGUGUCAUCAAGUCAGAUCAAUCAAGGCAUGGCUGGUUAUCAGAAUCUGGCACUGGGGAAUCCACAAAGAAUGAAGAUUGAAAGCCCAGAAGAAUAUUCUGUAAAAACAAGCUUUUCAUAUGGAGAAAAGUUAAGCUCCCCAGAAGACUUUGAAGAUAUAGGGAGGAAACCUUUUCUAAACAUGCCUGCCAAGACGUGCCCUUUGGGCAGAGUGCCUGUACAGCCAGCAAGAUCUCCGGAAAUGAGAACAAGGAAGAGUGAUGGGUCUGGCAGUUUCAGUGUUGUGAAGAGACCACUAGGUUCCAUGCGUGUGCCUGUCCUUACUACUUUGUCAGAGCCAAAAUAUUUGGGAGAUGAUCUACAUUGCUCUAAAGACAUUAAGUUACCAAGCAGCAGCCCAUCGCAUGAAGAACAGGCUUAUGAAGACAGUUUAGAUAUGAAAACGCCUUCAUCUGUUCUGCUUAGUGACACAGAAUUAAACCUGACUGUCAAAAGAAAUGAAGAUUUAAUUUUGGGAAACACCUCUACAGCUGUUCUCAAUCCUCAAGAAAAUAGUAAACCAGCCCCACCACAACCCAACAUUAAUACAAUGCUCUCUUACACGACCAAGCCAAACAAUAUUGAAGCAGAAUGGAAGUGGAAGGUUCCAGAGACACCCAGGCAUAUUUUCCAGCCAGAGGUGAUAUUUCCAGUGGGCACACGUAACAGUAUUGAACCAAGUGCCAAUCCCAGUUCCCAACGAGUGUCUCCGCCAGCUCCCUCUCUUAGGAAAUGUGACCCUGUCUUUGUUUGUGGAACGCCAGUCAAUAAACCACAAGAGGAUUACAUGAACUGCUUUAGAACUCCAGUUGUAAAAACUAACCUAGGACCAUUGGCACAUAUGUCCACACCUUGUAAUAAUCGUUCAGGUUAUCAGCACCCACAGACUCCAGUUGGACAACCUGGCUAUUUUCAAAUCUCUGCACCUUUUGCAUCAAGUGACUGUAUUGUAGUUAAAGGACGUGCGUAUGCAGUCUUAAAACAAAUUGGAACAGGUGGAUCUAGUAAGGUGUUUCAAGUAAUGGAUGAUCAAAAGCAUUUAUAUGCCAUCAAGUAUGUGAAUCUGCAAGAUGCUGACCAGCAGACCAUAGAAAGCUAUCAGAAUGAAAUCUCUCACUUGAACAAACUUCAGCAACACAGUGACAAUAUCAUUAGGCUCUAUGACUAUGAGAUUACUGACCAGCAUAUUUACAUGGUAAUGGAGUGUGGAAAUAUAGAUCUCAAUACUUGGCUGAGGAAGAAAAAGACAAUUAAUCCAUGGGAACGGAAGAGUUACUGGAAAAAUAUGCUUGAAGCAGUUCACACAAUACAUCAGCAUGGGAUUGUACACAGUGACUUGAAGCCGGCAAACUUUCUGAUUGUUGACGGGAUGCUUAAGCUAAUAGACUUUGGCAUAGCAAACCAAAUACAGCCAGAUGUAACCAGCAUUGUUAAAGAUUCACAGGUGGGCACCAUUAAUUACAUGCCACCGGAGGCUAUUAGAGAUACCACCACAUAUGCAGAAAAUGGCAAACCCAGAUCAAAGAUUAGUGCGAAAGGUGAUGUCUGGUCUCUGGGUUGCAUAUUGUACUGCAUGACAUAUGGGAAGACUCCUUUUCAACAUAUUACAAAUCAGAUCACUAAACUUCAUGCUAUUCUGGACCCUGGUUAUGAAAUAGAGUUCCCUAUUAUACCAGAGAAAGACCUCCAAGACGUACUAAGGAAAUGUUUAUUACGAAAUCCUAAGGAAAGGAUCUCCAUUCCUGAGCUCCUUGUGCAUCCCUAUGUUCAGAUACAGCCUCAUACACAGCCAGGUCAACAAGUGCAAAAAGAGACGACAGAGGAAAUGAGACGUAUACUCGGACAGCUUAUUGGUCUGAAUUCUCCAAAUUCCAUAUCUCGAGCUGCGAGAAGCUUGUAUGAUCAGUGUAACAGUGGCAGAAGCUUGGAUCUGUCAGCACUUGGAACAACAGUUAAUCCAAACACACGGACUAUGAAAUAAAGGACACUAAUUAUGAUGCCUAAUAUGUAACAACCUAAAGCUUCCAUUCCCAGUCUGAUGCGAUUGUUUUAUAAAACUUUAUAGGUACUGUACUACAUUACAGAACCACUGUUACCACUGGGGAUAAAUAUAUUUGAAGUAAAUGUCUAUAUGUAUAUAUUGUACUCUGUUUUUCUCAUUGUUGGUCUUCAUGAUCAAUUUAAAUAACAGGUUUUCUUUGUCUUUUAAAAAUGUAUUUUAUUGAAAAUGCAUUUCCACUGUUCUUACUGA
Messenger RNA from Xenopus laevis (African clawed frog), 3195 nucleotides. RefSeq names its product TTK protein kinase L homeolog (gene ttk.L). Bases 292 to 2925 code for a protein of 877 amino acids. Lineage: Eukaryota; Metazoa; Chordata; Amphibia; Anura; Pipidae. The record is from RefSeq and is a predicted model, not a curated record. The transcript has 23 exons.